UAUCUAUAAAUCCAAUGGAUCAUCUAUUGUUUAAAUCCAAUUAUUGAUAGCCCAAUAAAAAUUUCUGGUAAGUUCAAAAUUUAAAUGAUAAGAUUAAAUGUAACAUGACUUUCUAGAAAUGGGUCCAUUAGAUUCAUUUUUUUUUAAAUCACAAAUGAAUCAAGGUCGUGACUUUUGUUUUAAUAUAUAAAAUAUAAAAGAGAACGAUUUCUAUUCAUUAGAUAUCUUAUUGAGAUAUAUAAGAAAGCUAGCUUGUGACAUUUUUAAAAGUUGUAGCAACUCUAUAUAUUUUUGCAUCACCAUAGACACAGUGUGUUAUAUGUUUGUGAAAUCAAUAUAUGGCAAACAGUUUUUUUUUGUAAUUAAUAUUAAUAUUUUUUCCAAAAUUGUGAAAAAAAUGCAAUUUAAACAAGUAUAUGUUGCUGCAUCACCAUUAUCAUGUGAACUGAUAGGUAGUGUGCACCAGCGUUUUUUAAAUGUGUAAUAGCCAGAACUAAUACAUUAUAAGUUUCUCUUAAUGCAUGUCUAGUUUUGUCUAAAUAUUUUCUUGUUAAAAUUUUGCAAAUUCUAUAUUUUAGUAAAUUCACUUGACGAAAAGCUACUUAUCCAAAUGGCCCUACUUCAAAUGGAUUAUUGAUCAGUUGUAAAAAGAUUAAUAUAGUCAUAUAGACAUUCUGUAUUUAGUUAGGCUCUAUAUAACCAUGACUGAUCAUCGCUCGAAGCACUUCGUUAAAAAGAUCAUCGCUUCCUUUUCUUUCUUAGUCUUAUUUGCUUUCCUUUUAAACUCUAUGUCAUGUAACUCAGGGGUUCUCCUUCACUUUUGUCCUUUUGGACUCCAUCACAAUGAAUUAUUCAGUGUUAAAAAAAAAAUUCUAGGGUAAUGCAGGUUAGUUCCAUUAUAUCGAUCAAAAUGUCAUGAUUAACUUUCAUAGGGAUUUUUUCACAAAACAAAAAAAAUUCGCAGGGUUUCACAGAAUUAGUUAUUAACUAAAUUUUUUUUUUCUUUUUGUCAUCAACAUGUACAAAUUCAUAAUGACUUUGUAAACCAAACCGAGUGAUCUGCAUCAGUGACGGAGCCAGCUGAAUCAUUGAAAGAGGUCAAUUUCCCUAUAAACAUCUAUUACAUGGGUCAAUGAAUUAAGUUGGUGAUAAUUUUUUAUUUUUUUCUUCAAAAUACAAGUAAAAUUUUUUGCUCUUAAAAAACUAUGUGGGUCAAGUGACCCCUGUGCUAAAGCAUUGCUUCCACCACCGAUCUGUAUUCAUGUGAAUGACAAAAGACGGUUGCUUCCUAACACUGUGUGCUAAUCCAUCCGCCAUUGAGUUUUGCAUCAUUAGUAGAUAGAUAAUCUCUGAUUGGGUGAAACUCUCUUUCAAGACAUUGAUAUCUUCUAAAUAAUUUACAAAAUCUGGCCAUUCUUCUGAUUCUGAAACUAAAUUCACCAAUUGAGAGCAAUCUGUUGCAAACGUAACCUGAUAUUGACGUAAGUUCCUCAUACAUUCCAUUACCCAGAGUAGCGAUUCCAUCUCCGCAUGAAGGGAAGAUAGGCUAACCCUAACAUUCCUCGCUCCCAAUAAUCAAUCAAAUCUUUCUAAUGAGUUGAACCAACCCUGAAAAAGUAUCACCCUCUUUCCACGAGCCACUCUAAAACACCAUUUUCAUGGGAUUGAUGGUAGGGUCGUAUCCACUACUUGUGGUAUUGUCCUCUGAUCAUUUAAUAUUUGUGCCUCAAACCACAGUGUUGAUUUUGUUUCUGUCAGUUUAAGUGUAUCCAUAGGAUCCAUAUCAAAAUUACUGAAAACUUUAUUAUUUAUAGCUUUCCAAAUAUACCAUAGUAUCCAUGCAAACUGAUUAUCUUCCAUCUUCGGGAAAACUCUCCAGAAAAGAUGAUCCAUGUUUGUUGAAAGAGAACAUGUUUGAAAAAUAGUUGGAUUUGAUGGAAUCUUCGAGAGAGCCCAAACCUGAACUGGUGGAGGACAUUCAAAAAACACAUGGUUUAUCCAUUCCUCGUUGGCUCCACAUCUGACGCAACAAAUAUUCCCUUGCAUCCCCCUCGCUUGUAAAUUUUUCUUCACUGCUAUACACCCUGUCAGUAAUUGCGAUAGGAAAUGUAUUAACUUUGGUGGGCACCGUGUUUUCCAACAAAAAGUCUUCAGAAUAUCAACUAUGGGGCCAAUCAGUAAUGGUGGUAUGUCCCUGUCUGGAUAGAUCCGCUCUACUUGGUAUCCUGAUUUGACUGUAUAUUUUCCAUUUUUAGUGAAGUUCCAUCCAUCUCUAUCUACCCUCUGAGUCAUGCUCAGUGGUAUGCUUUCUAUAAGUUUCACAUCAUGUGAAUCCACCAAAACCCGAAUUGUAUGUGAAUUCCAGGUGUGUGAGUUAGAGUCAAUGAGAGACUCCCAUUUAAGGUCCGGAUAUAAAUUGUAUUGGUAAUUAUUAGCUGGUCUCGAGCGAGUGGUUGGAAGCCAUGGAUCAUUCCAUACAGAUAUAGAAGAACCUGAUCCCACCCGUUUGAUUAGUCCUUUGCUUACCAGAGAUCUAGCACAGACAAUACUCCGUCAGCCAUAUGACGAAAAAUAUGAACGAAUUGGUUUCAGAGGUGAGGCAUUCCUGUAAUACCUCCCUUUGAAAACUCGAGAGAAUAAAGUAUUUGGCCUCUCUAUCAAACACCGUAACUGUUUACCAAGCAUCGCUGUGUUGAAGACAGUGAUGUCUUUAAACCCCAAACCUCCUUCAUCCUUAUUUACACAUACUUUGGGCAUGAUUUUCAGUGCAUGCCUCUCGUACUUCCCCCUGGGCUACACCAGAAUUGUGAUACCGUGCUUGUCAAUUUUUUGACCGUUGCCUUAGGUAAACGAUAACAGGACAUCGUAUGAUUUGGCAAUGCCGUAAUCACUGAUUUAAUGAUCACUUUCUUUCCUCUUUUUGUGAAAAAAUUUAAAAGUUCAUCCAUUGACUCUAUUAUUUAAAUAAUCAUGUACAAAGCUAAAAACUUGAAUUUUUGACACACCCACCCCCCCCCCCCCCAUAUUUUCUAGUAAUCCAAGGUAUGAUCUCAUUCCUCCAAUAUUCUGAAUGCCCAAAAUAUCUCUUAAUUCUUGUCUGACAAAUUCGUCAACAUAAUGUCUAAAUUGAAUGGAAGACUUAUCAAAAUUUAUUAGAUGUCCUGAAACUUUCUCAUAUUCCUUUAAAAUCCUAAGAAUGGUUUGACACUCUUCGUUUUGAGCUUUACAAAAGACAAGACUAUCAUCCGUAAAAAGCAAAUGAGAUAUCGAUGGGCAAGCUCUAGCUACCUUCAUUCCCGUUAUUUGUUGCCUUCUCUCUGCCUUUUUUAUAUUUGCAAUUAAAGCCUCAGUGUAGAGAAUAAAUAAACAAGACGAUAAAGGAUCUAUUUGCGUAAACCCCUAUGUGGAACAAUGAGGCCACGUGGUUGACCAUUUAUGAGAACCCGAUAUUGAACCGAAGAAAUACAUUCCAUCAUCAAUUUAAUUCAAUGAAGAUCAAACCCCAUUUUCUACAAUAAAUAAGGCCUUAAUAAAGUCUCAUUCCACUCUAUCAUACGCUUUGCUCAUAUUCGUUUUAAUUGUCAUAUACUUUCCUUGACAUGCUUUAUUGGUCCACAAUCCAUAGAACAUUUCCUGGGCGAUAAGGAUAUUAUCAGAAAUCAAUCUUCAUGCCACGAAUGCCGAUUGAGUUUCGGAUAUGAGUAAAGGAAGAUACACUUUCAAUCGCUGACACAAAACCUUGGAAAUUAUUUUAUAUCCGACUUUACAGAGACUGAUUGGCCUCAACUCUGUCAUCCUUGUAGGUCUCUCCGUUUUUGGGAUCAUACAGAUAUUAGUAAUAUUCAAACGUGCAUUUAUUUCUCCCAAACCAAGAAAUUAUUCACCAUCCCUGCCAAAACAUUCUUAAUAAUAUGCCAGGUGUGUUGAAAAAAUAGAGAUGUCAUGCCGUCCGGUCCUGGCGCCUUUUUCUGGGUGCAUCAUAAACAGAGCCUCUUUAACCUCCUCCUUCGUCGCUAGCCUCACCAAAUGUUGAUUCAUCUGAGGAGUGAUAUCCAGGGUAACCUCUGUCAGGAAAUUAUCGAAUUCUGACGGAGAAGUGGUACUAAAUAGCUCUUUAAAAUAGUCUGCUGCCACCUUUUUCACACCAUUAUCCUCUGUAAUCCAAUUUCCAUUAGCAUCAUGUAGACCAACAAUUCUAUUACAAACCCGCCGCUGCUUAGUUAAAAUGUGAUAAAAUUUUGUGUUAAGAUCCCCAGAUAAUUACCACAUGUUUCUGCUUUUCUGUUGCCAAUAAUCUUCUUCAUUCUUAUAUGCAUCUUGUAAUUUCUUAGACACCUCGAGAAUAUCUUCCUGAAACCUGGUAUUACCUGUUUGUAUCUUUUUAAGUGCUUGUUGUAAUUCAUUUACUUUUUUUUUCCAUAUGAUAGAUGAAAAUUAUCCAUAAAUUAGGGUAAGACCACGUCAUAAACAUGUAUAAGCAAUUAAGCAUGAUGUAUGACAUUUUAAUUUUUAAUAGAUAAGUAUAUUUUUUUAAAUAAAGAAAUCGAGUUUUGAAGCUUAAUAUACAAAUCAUAAACAUGUAUUUGUCUCAAUUCGUUUUCUCUUUGCUUUCUUCAAAUUUGAUUCGAUCUGAACAACGUAGUUUUUAAUCGACGCCCAAGAUUAUAGUAAGCAAUAACUAGACAUUCGCCAGCCAUCUAAUAUUUGAUUAGAUUUCGUGUUUUCAAUGUUUUGUUUUAUGAUAUUUUAAGUAUCAAUCAAAAUAGUGUUAAACAAGAAGCUUGAGAAUGUGAGUAACUAACAUUAAUGUGUUAAUAAACCAUUUUUUAGUAAAACUGAUUUUAAUAGUCGUCAAAACUCAGACUAGAGAAAAAAGAAAACUCCAAAAAAGUUGGGAUAACAACAUCAACUGGAAAGUGUGAAGCUUGUGAGCCUAACCUUUGGCGGUGGCGUGAAGACCACCGUUGAAAAUGGUGGCUGGCGGCUUCUGAAUUAUGAAAAACAUCAACUUCAUCACGUAUACCAAACUCAUCCCACGUGUUACAUCGUACGUAAUACCGUAUCCCCGGAGAUUUAAUUAGCCUACCUAACUAAUUAACUAAAUAAGUCUAACAGCAUUAAAUUGAUUCACUACGUACUUAGGACUCAACUUGAUUCACUAAAGAUUAUUCUGAUUAUUGCAUACUGAUUAAACUAGUACUCUCGUUGAUGACUAAUCCCUUUCUUUUCAAGUCAAAAUGAUCGUCUUCGUUUCUUAUAGUUUUUAUUUGAUCUUUGACUUUAGCCUCCUUACAAAUUAAGUACAUUUCACAUUUUGGAUAACAAUUGUUUGGUAAUAUUCAUCUUUUUGCGGAUGAUAACUUCACUUUUUCCUCUUCAGGCUGCUGUCUAAAAUUUCCUCUUUGACUUUUGAGAAUCUAAUUCAUUUUUCUAUGUACAAUUGAAACCUCCAAGAAUAUUUUUUAUUAGGUUUUUACAUGACUCUUGGAACGUUUGAUCUGUAUUUCUCAAUUCACUUUUUCCGAAUGACAAUAUAAUGAAAUUUGAUGGAAAACAUAUUGUUGAAAAUUAUAACCAAGUUAUACUAAUUUGCUAUGCAUGCAUGUGGUAGAGUCUCACGUUAGACUUCUUCUAUUCAAAAGAAAGAAAAACAAACACAAAAGACAAAUAGUGAUUCCACCAAUUCAUACAUUAAUCAACAUUCUAAAAUAGGAAUUGUCUUUCUCUCUCUAUUAUAUUGGCUAUAUAUAUAUACAUAAUACUUCAUGCUUUUAAAGCAACCUUAAGUCUUUGAAUUAUAUAGAAUUCAUCUCUCUCUCUCUCUCUUUCUAUUUCUCUGAAUUUAUCCCCAAAGAUUUUCAUGGCCGUUCGUCUAGUAACCAUCGGGAUCUUCAUUGUCUUUGCCAUCAUCGUCGUGGCCUUGCCGUCACCGGUUUCUUCAAGAAAGCUGUUGGAGAUGAAAAAACAAGAGAACUUGACGGUAAGAGAAGAAGAGAAGAGUCAUGUACCUCACGUGACCAAUACCACUACGCUAGCAGCUUUGCCAAAGGGCAAAAUCCCAAACUCGACGCCGAGCAAAAAGGGUCACGCCGCCAUCUCAGCCGUGAAGCCCCGAUCUCGACAUCUUUCCACCGUUGACCGGUUUCUUCAAUCCGUUCCAAGUCCGGGCGUUGGCCAUUGAUAGUCUUCGUUAGAUUAGAUUCCUUUUCCAAUUUUAAAAAGUUUAGUACAUUAUUUUUCUGACUAAUAUGAUACGAAAUUUCCACGAGGUAGACCAUUGUUUAGGGACUUUAUACAUUCUUUUUUUAUUUUCUUUUUUUAAAUUACGUUUUUCGCGUUACCAAAAAUUUUCCAUGAGUAAAUAAUCAAAAGUUUAUUGGUUCGAUAUGGCACGGGUUUAAAUUUAUAUCCCAUCUUGUAAUAAUAACAUUGUUUUACUUUUCUUCAUGUUGUAACAAGUUUUGGGAGUCUAAUGUUGUAACAAGUUGUCUCUAUUGGCCGAGAUUAGUGAAUCUUAUUCAGUCGACGUACUUGAUGAGUUGAACAUUUACAUAUACCCAUGGUCUUGAAAUUAGUGGAUGAGGGGAUUUACAAUAAUACAUAGAGAGAUAAUAGAAGUACUAUAAACAAUAUCAAUAUAGUAAUAAUGUUUAUAUUGUACUACUAACGGAUUUUAAUAAACUAGUGGAAAGUCUUUGUAUUUAAUAUUGAAGUCCAUAUUGGAGAUUCUAAUUGAAACUUUAAUUGGAUAUUGAUUCUAUAGUGAGAAGUUGAGAGCCAAAUGAAAAAAUACUUGAUCGAAACCUCUUUUUAUCCAUGGUUUAUAUUUAUGACAUUUCAAUCAUAGUAGUAGUACCCAAAUGAAAGGUGUUGUACGUGUGGAGGUAUAUAAUGUUCACCGCAAGAUUGUGACAAUCCAUUGUCGGGAUGGGCCGGCGGCCCGCAGUAAUAGAAUGAGUCGGCCCGCAUUGCGUUCUCAGUUAAGACUUAAGACUUACCUAUAUAACAUUUUCCUUAUCCCUCGUAAACUCAUUUGACGUGUCUACUGCUUGCCUUUCGCUGCCCCCUCACUUUUAGUUUCCUUUAGUGAACUUAUAGUUUCUCGUAAAUGAGGACGAUUAUGUUUCCUUUUUCCAUUUCAGUAAUCAGUAGUAUCAUACUAUCAAUCUACCAUGGCCUUGACGUGGAAUAACUAUCCUGAUAAGAUAUGAGUUUGGUGAGUAGGUCUCAAAUAAAUAUAGCACGACUUAGAUUUACAUUCUCUUUGCUUUAUUAAUCUCUUGUCGAAAGGAUACUCAAUUUUCUUUGAAAGUCUCUUAAGCUUCUUCAGAAUUGUUCUAUCUUUUUUUCUUAAUAUAUGUUACCUUUCCUAUAUGAUGUCUCGAUCUUUGUCUUAGCCUACAUAAAUUUAUUCAUUUUCAAUAAACUCAACAUGUAAGCUCUCAAUUACACGAAUUAUUACAAGUCAUUAGAAACACAUACACAUUCAAUGAAUGCCAUUUCUCGUUAUUUUUUGUGUUCUACUUUAUAGUAAUCUUAGAGCUCAUAACUACAAACUAGUAUAAAAUCAUAAACAUAAAAUUUAUAGAAUCAUACGCAAGAGUUUUAGAUACAACUUGUCAUUAUAAAGUAUAAACAAUGUAAAAAAAAACAAUGCAAUUUUGAGACAUGCCCUUGA
Molecule: messenger RNA, 7678 nt
Organism: Brassica rapa (field mustard)
Lineage: Eukaryota; Viridiplantae; Streptophyta; Magnoliopsida; Brassicales; Brassicaceae
Product: precursor of CEP14-like
Biological process (GO): cellular response to nitrogen starvation; response to osmotic stress
Source: RefSeq, a predicted model, not a curated record